GACCUUGCAACUGGCUUGAAUCCUUACCGGCGUUAUGUGUUUAAGGUCACAUUAGAUACCUAAUUUAUCCCUUUAAUGACCAAAAAGGUCAACGUUAAUUUUGAAGAGACUUUGCCUUCUCUCUUAUCUUGUGACUGUCAUGUUAGCGAACCUGGAAGAGUGGCUUUUGUCUCUGGCAUUAGAGAAAAUAAAAAAAAUUGUUACGGAGAGUACACGGAAGUCAUCAAGUCUUUAAAAGAGGUUGUUGAUAAAUGUUUGUUCACUUGGGAGACUUUCCCUGUACAACUUCCUAAAUCAUUCUUAUCUCUAGCAGCUAACGAAGAUAUAAAUAUAUCGGACGUAUUCUAUGAUAACAACGUUGAAAAGUGUGAGGCGGCUGCCAGAAUAUGUUUUCGGGAUUUAAAUGUCGUAAAUAAAAGCCAACGACAGGAAAUUCGUACAGACGCACAGUUCGUUGUGCCUUGCACAACUUUCACAGGUGAAGUACAUGCAUGGAAAAUCUCUCCUUGGCUUUUAAAUGGAACUCGGAAUAUUUACAAACAUUUUAAUAGAGAUUUAUAUAAAGCUUUGUCCGUAGUGGUGGUAACUUCUAUGAAUUUCAUUGAAAAUCCGAAUUUCUCCAUCUCUCGAUCAUUGGUUGAUUUAUGCAUCUCCGUCUACUCUAUGCUAGAUAUAUUCUUUGGAUGGCCUCGAGUCAAUAAUGGUGAUGUAGAUCUCAAGCUGCUUGAGGAACGCCUUGGGUUUCUGAUAUGUGAGCUGUCCGUUAAAUCUAGCCAGAAAAAAAAAGUACUAGACUUUUGGAGUAUCUGCGAACAUCUAAGUAAAUUACCUUUUGGAAAGUGUGAGGAAGUUCCAGAAAACAUUCCGUUACCGUAUCGAUUUUUAACACCAAAUCGUGUUUCAGUUGAUCUUCGUCUUCAUGAUCCCGUUCUGCUUGAACGCUGUUUACAUGUUAUUGGAGAUUUGGAGAAUUCAGUGCGAGGAGAUUGGUUCCAAGAUUUUAAAGAAUAUUCUGUCUCACAGUUUAGAGAUGAAAAGAAAUCAGUAUCUGAAGUUAAAAGGUUAGUUUUACUGGAUGGUAUGAAACAGUAUGCAAUACGACUAUUUGAUGCCAUUCGUCAAAGUGAGGCGUUGCAUGAAAUUAGUCCAGGGAUAGCUGAACCAUUAAUUCAAGAAGCGAAAUUCAAGUUAAUUGUGACAGAAGCUAAAGAAUUAUUCAUGCAAAAUUGGCUGUCAUACUGUCAGUCGUAUGAACGAAACUUAAAAUUAAACAAUCCUGUUUUAUUUAAUAUUCCUAAAUGGCGUUCAAAACAGUGGUAUUAUGCAAAGGCGGAAUACCUUCAGGAGCAUAAGUUGGACAUUCAUGAAUACGUUUUAUCAAAAUGCAUUUCAAAUGGUUUAGAAUCUUAUGCUUUCUUAAUUGGCCGUGAUUUAGCAUUUUUAAAAGAUCGUGAAUGUUUCCUACGCGAUCAAAUAUUUAAAAGCGCCAAAUUUCCUGAUGAAGAGUUCAUUUUUCAAGUUUCACGACGUUGUCUUCGUAAUGUUUAUGUGUAUCGUGAGGAUUUUAGCUUAUCAAGUCGUUAUCAACUUGUAGAUACAAUAUUAGUCAGCUAUGAUUCUGAUAGAGGUUCUCCUGAUAAACUACCUACAAUUAAGCGACAUAUCAAAAGAAAUAAAACUCAGAAUUGUACAACUGAAGUUAUUCCUUUGAUGUACCGAUUUCCGCGCAGUUCUUUUGCUAUGAAUACGUCGAAGACAAAUAAAGGUGAUAAUUUCCCCUCUCAUGGUGACUUCUUUACUGAUAACAUUGUAACAUCAAAUACAGACUUUUCAAAUAUUUUAAAUUCGCCUGAUCAUCGUUACCGAGACCCGUUACUCCCACCCAAGAGCAGUACUGAUCAUGUGAAUUAUUCGCAGUCAAAUUUUGUCAUGCAAUCUACAUUGGUGUUAAAAGCUUCGACACGUCAUUUUAUGUGGCGUUGGCUUGUUUUCUUUCUAUGCACUUAUUCAUGGCUCAUCCGUUCAUUACAAUAUUUUUUUGUCAUUAUCCCUUUCCAGUCAUGUGUCAGCUACGUGGUAUUGUUCAAACCAACGUCAAUCUAUUACAUGUACAAAGUAGAUAAAAAUUCAGGUUAUGUAUAUCAUGACAAAGCAUAUUAUAAUCAUACUGUUAUCAGCUUUCUUCGUCAAAUGUGGACUACACUACGUAAAAAUAGGCAAAAUUUUGACCAUCGGUUGUUAUCAACUGGGGUUUUUCGAUGGCAUAUAAUACGACCAAUUCAUUGGAUGUGGACGUAUAUAAUUCGUGGUGUCUUGACAACCAUGGUUCUAAUAAUAUUUUGGCCUACACUAUGUAUUUUAUGCUCUACCACUUCAAUAGUAGUCGGUGUGCUAUCUAUACCUGUGAUACCAUUACUAUCAUUACUUGCACAUUUACUUGGUUUACUGUUUUGGAAUGCAUACACACCGGUUCUUGGAUCUAAUCGUCUACUACCAUUAUUCGAGAUUAUUUUUUACCAAUUCUUGUUAAAAUCGAUCGUGCAAUUCUUAGUCAGUGUACUGUGUGCAUUUAUAUUAUGUCCUGUAUGGUUUCUACUUCAUCUUUUAUUCACUGUAACCAAAUAUCUACUGUAUACUUUGUGGGAUGCUUUCGUAUUUCACUUCGUGUUCAAACUAAUCACUCGUAUACCAUGUCAAGAGAAUUGUUCUGUAAAACGUUCUAAUGAUCCUAAAACUGUGCGAAGCAUCUGCUUACUGGCUCGACCUGAAGACAUUUUGAUUAUACUUACUGUGCAAUUAGAACAUUUGGAACUGAAUUUAUGGAGAAGCCAAAUGGAAUCUAUGGCUAAAAAGCCUAUCACCGUGUACAACGAUUUUUUACAAUCAUUAUCUUCCCUACCUAUAUCUGUGUUAUCGGACAACACUGUCGCCGAUACAUUAAAUACCAAAACUCGAUGUUGGCUCAACCUAAUAGAAAAGAGUUAUAAUAGGCGUGCCAAAGCUCUUGAAGUUCAAUCCAAGUCGAAAUUCUUUCGGCGAAUAAAGUUAUCUGAUCGAAAUUUAAAAUUAACUCUUGAUUUAGGCUCAGAGUUAACUAAAUGUUUCUAUGAAUUGCGGAUUCUGCCUCGUAUUCAUUUAUUGGAACGACGUAUUGAUGAUUGGUGGUCGGAAUUUCAGCUUGAUGAUAAUGAUUUCACUGGUCUAUGCAGUUAUUUGCUAAGAAAUGCAUUUGGUGAACAGAUUUUCUGCUGUAUUACAGAAAAGAACAUAACCAUCCCAUUACAGACUCGUGAUGCCAGUCUUGGUCAACGAUUUCGUGAAUUAAUACUUUCGAAUUUAAGCAAACAAAUUUGUAGUUCUUCAGCGCAUUCAGUAUAUGGAAACGGGGUUCAAUCAGUUACUGUAGAAUCUGUUGACCAUUUGGAAGAAGAAUCCUGUGAUCUCAUUGAAUUAGAUAAUGAAGAUGAAUCUCUUUCGUUAGGAAGUGAUAGUUGCGCUUCUAAACGGGAAAGAUUAUCACAACGUUGUACAGUCAUAGCUGUUUCAAGCAAGCAGGAUCAUAGUGACAAUAAUAUAAGUAAUUGUAAUAAUGUGGUUCCAAGUUCAAAUUUCCCAGUCGAUUCUUAUAAUUCAGUUACUGAAACAUCUUGUGAUCCAAAUAGUGUUUACGUUUCGCCAAUUGUACACAGCACUGUGCAUUCAGGAGGAUAUGAACCUAAUCUGAUGAAGCCUUCAAUAAUUGAUCCGAUGUCUCUUAUUCACAUUGAUUUACCAAAUUUUCCUCUAUCAGUUUUUGCACCAAGAACAGUUCGAACUCUUCCAUCUCCUCUGAAAUCUUGUUCUAAACAAAACGUCCCAUCUUUUGAGAAAUGUACUCGCAAUCAUAACACAUCAAGUCAGUGUUCUUGUAUCUCAUUAACAAAAACCUAUUUGGAGAGUGAUUUUCAUAAACAUCUAGCUGAAACAUGGUCUGAUCAAUCGUUUGAUGAAAUAAACUCCUUAGAUUCUGAUCCAUUAAUGCAACACAAGGGAGCCAUACAGUCUCAUCAUCAUAAGUAUUCAGCGGCUAAACGUCUGUUAUCCAGUUGGACAAUAUUCACUUCAGGCGACAAUGUUACUAAUGUGGACGAUGUUAGUACCAAUGCAUGCGAUAAAGAUGAAAACCGGGAAUUACAUGAUAAAAUUCGUUCUUUGUUAAGGUUUGAAAAUGAAGAAAAUGAAUGGUGUUAUUGCUGUGACCAUUUGUCCACAAAAAAUGCGGCUACUAUGUCUAAUAUUGACAAGUCUAUUUUUGCAUUUCAGAACGUUAUUCAGCAUAUGGCACGAGUUUAUCAUCCAUGUAUCAUCACACUGCUAAUGCAUUCAAGAGAUCGUGAAAACACUGUACUCGAUAUGAAUCAUCCGUUGAUUCAUAAACUGAUCCAUCAAAUCACUCGACCAAAAGCACAAAUGAAGCUAAUUAAAAAAAUUCAUGCUCAUGAAAACAUUGUCGUGAGUGAUUUAACUGGUUAUUUGGAUUCUUCAUCUCAUAAAUCUGAUGGACAGUACGGUUGUUUACGUAGAAAUAAUGGUUCCAAUAUGAAUAGUAUGUCGUUAGAUACCAUGAAUAAUGCAUCAAAUGAUAUUUUGCCUUAUUUUAAACAACCAAAACACUCCCAACAAUUUCUUAAGUCACCGAUCUCUACUAGUGGACUGAUACAUCAUCCUGAUUCAACCGCUCAUCAUAGAUGGUAUUCUAAUGUAAAUGUUAGUUUUACCAACCCUCAUUUUACUAAUAUUAGUAAUAAUGAUUGUAUUAAUAAUGUUAUGAAUCAGUCGUUGCAUUUUCAGCCAAACUGGUCAAAAAAUCACUCAUCACAUGAAGGAAUCUAUGAUUUUGCACAUUCACAACAAUAUUUUAUUCCUAUGAACGAAAUGGCUAAGAAAAGUAAUAAUAAUUAUGACAAUCAGAUCACUGUUAUUAAGGAUAAUAACUUACUAAAUGCUUAUAGCUAUCGAAAUUCAAAAUGUUUCUGGUCUGGUCUUGAGAUUCCAACGAAUAAUCACGAUGAUAAAGAUUUUUCAGGUGGUACACCAACACCUAGUUUAUACGGCACUGAAGAUGCUGCUACAACAGAUGAUUUAGAUGAGACUGAAGAUAUCCUAUCCAUGUCAAGCAGUGUACAUCAUUCUGAAUUAGUUGAUAAUUUGCUUAAUAUAACUACACAGGAACAAGACAUUUUAAAUGACAUCAGCAAUCCGACUGCUUCACGUCCAUUGCGUUUACCUUUAGCUAUACCAGAAUUAUUAACAAUAUCAGCAACUACGGCUGGUAGUGGAGAUACUCAAAGUCAAUUGGAAAGUGAAAUUAUUGAUGAUUGUUCUUCGUUUGGUUUAACAAGUUCACGGUUGUCGAAUCCAUUGCCAUGUAUUCAGUCAGAGCAAUCAAAUUCUAGUCAACUUAAAUCACAUGAAAUACUAAAAGUUCCCGCUGAAGAAUGUGCAUGUAGUCCAGUUGGUAAUUCGAAUAUGUUCUUUGAUUCCAGCCCAGCUGAAACUGUGAUUAUUAAUGGAAUGUUUGGAACUAGUAAAUCCAGCAGUCACCUAGUACUUCAAGAUCAAGACAUACAGUUAAUUGAAGAAAAUAAUUCCAAUUUCAGUUCAAAUAUUUAUUACGACAACGAUGAACAACAUGAUACAAAAGAUAUCAGUCAGAUUAAAUCGGAUUCAACAGUACUGAAUGAUCAGAUUAAGAUUUUUGAAAUGGAUAAUGUUGAUGAUGAGGAAUGUGUGGAUGAUGAGCAUAACACUUUGAAAACUGUGAUCAAAUUGUUCUGAAUUGACCAGUGAUCUGGGUUUCUCGUUUUCUUACAUAUGUUCUCCUUUGAAGUGGUUUUUUUAAAGCAUAAAUUUAUACACUUUACGUGAAUACAACUUUCAAAUAAAUUAAUAUCUAUGUUGGUAGCCACGACUAUGCAGCACGAAAAUAUGAUUGUUUGUGUCAUCAUGAGUAUGUAACACCUAACUAUUCAUUCCUACUGCUAUCAUUAUCGUUUAUAUAGUUUAUCCAAUUAGCAGUUAACUUCUUUUAUUUAGCCCAAAAUAUAGUUAAUUUAUAUCCUUUACACCUUGUUUGUUUUUCAUAUAUGCUGUUUGUCUGAACAUGAUUGAUUUAUUGUUGGAAAUCAACAUAUUUACACUUUUGUUUUAUCCCAAGAUUCCUCAUUACUGUUGUUGCUUUUUAAUACUUUCCACUUUUGUUCUCAUUACUUUCAUGUAAAUUCAGUUCUCUCUUCUUAUUCUCUUUCGCCUGUAUUCUUCGCUGUUAUGACUUCUCUUUUAUUCUUCAUAUCUCUAUUAGUUUAUGGUUUUUUGCUUCUAUGAAUGAAAUGCUUCGCUUAUUCACUCCAUGAGAAAUACUAAUAGUUGCUCUUCGUUCUACUUUUAUUUCGUUUAAAUAGUAUUGUGUGGGUUCAAUACAUAAAUUGGUCUAUUUCCUUGAUAACUGUCGACUUCAUAAUACAUUUUGUGAAUAGUGAAUUAGGUUUCAUUAGCGGCGUCUUCUUCAAUAUAUACUCUUUUAUGUUGGAUCUAUGCUUUUACAAAGUUUUUACAUCCUGUAUGCUCUUCUUAAUAUUUACUUUCGAUUAAAUUGUGCAUAUAUAACUUAUAGCAUGACCAUGUGAUUUCUUUUAUAUUUUACUGCUGAUAAGAUUACUGAUACUCACUCUAUAUGUUAUUCACACUACUAUAUGCUUAUUUUCAUUGUAACAUUUUUCAUCCGGAUCGAAAUGCGUUUUUAGGUACUUUAUCCUUUUUUGAAAAUUGUCCUCUGUUGAAUUGAAUUCUUAAACACUAGUUUCAUUUAAUUUUUGUUAUACAAGAAUGUUAUUAUGCUUAUUUUACUAACUAACAUUGACGGGAAAAAAGUAGAAAGAUUGUUGGGAUUAUGGCGUAUUUUGAAUGCAUUUUGUAAGUUUUAACUACAUAUAAACACUACGUAUAAUAUUAAAAAUAUUUCUCCAUUCAUUUGGUUUUUCUUUUCUUUUCUUCAUUAUCGAAAGCAAUAAAAAGUUUAUGCUCUUCCAAUUCUCAGUUUUCUCAUUUAACGAGGGAUUUAUAAGCAUUGAUAUGAUGAACUUAUUUACCGACACAUAGAAUAUCUUCAGGUUACACGGUUUGUAGUAAGAUUUUUGACACAUGAAGAUUUUUGUCAACUAACCAAUUGUGAUAUGAUGAGUAAUUUGCGUUUGAAACCACUCAAUAAUGGACAUAUUUCCAAAGUGAUGUCAUAAACUAAUGUAUGAUACUACAGUCAAACUAUUGCAAGUUUUUGAACUCUAUUUUCAUUUGCAAAUAUUUAAAGUAAAUUUGAAACUGAUGGUGUAACAGUUAUAGUGAUGCUUUAAUUAUUCGUCAGACCAUGUACGAAAAGGAAUGAAAGCUUAUUGCAUUGAGUACCAAAUGUUGAGAUAUUUAGUUUAUUGUUCAAGUUGCUUGCGAGUUUCUUACUUUUGUAAUGAAAGUAUUGAAACCUAUAUUAAUUGCUAUCUAGAUAUUUAACUUUUUAGUUAUACUAUUUGUUCGCUAAUUUAUCGCCUCAAUCUCAUUAGCUUAUAAAUGAAAAAUUUUAUCACAGACUACCACUCUUAUUAUAUAUCAAUGAUAUAUUACGCGUUACUUGAACCAAGUCUUCCGAAUGCGUUCAAUUGUACUUCUCUAAAAAAUAAAUUUAUUUGACUUGAUUCAGAAUAUUUUAUCAAUCUUCGAAAUGUGCUUUUAUGUACCAUUUCUAAUGACAAAUUUAGAAUUUUAAGAAACUUUUACUACGUUAUGAACUAUUUUUUAAUUGUAUCUCUUGAUAAUUCACCAAUACAUGGGGAUUUUACUCUGCUGGUAUGUCAUUCCAUUUGUAUCCAUGUUGCUGUUUCACUUGCACUAUAAGAUCCUAGUUCAAAAAUACUUGGAAUUUUUUUAUCGGAAACUCGUACAAGGAAUGGAAGUUUUUAAAUUAUUCCUACAAAAUAAUUUUGAGACAAGGUAAUUUUAUAAUAGAUAAUUUUCAAACACUGUCCGUUAUUUGCUUUCAUUGCGUGCUUCAGUUCUCUGGUUUGACAGUAUGAGCGAAAGUGACCAUCCGUUUUGUAUGAAUAUCGAAUACCAAUGUAAUCAUUUUGUAGAAGAGAACUAUUUUGUCAGGCUAUGUUGCAUUCUCUCUACACAAUAAAUCAUCCUUUUCUC
Messenger RNA from Schistosoma spindalis, 8220 nucleotides. The record is from the annotation of a GenBank genome assembly. NCBI's taxonomy places the organism in Eukaryota, Metazoa, Platyhelminthes, Trematoda, Strigeidida, Schistosomatidae.